AUGGCAAAACAAAUGAAUUCUUUUAUUCUUGUAGUUCUUCUUUUGAUCCUUUUCUUUGAUUCAUCAAUAUCAAUUCCUAUGACUUACAAUGUGGUCAGAUUAGGAGCCAAACCCGAUGGCAUAACUGAUUCAUCAAAAGCCUUUCUUGAUGCAUGGACUAAAGCUUGUGGCUUGACUGAGGCAGCAACGAUUUAUGUGCCAGAAGGGAGGUUUUUGCUAGGAAAAACUGAGUUUGAAGGUGGAUGCAAGAACAAUAAUAUUACCAUACGCAUUGAUGGCACUCUUGUGGCUCCAGCGGAUUAUAACUUAAUUGGAGAUGCUGAUUAUUGGCUUGUUUUUCACCUUGUUGAUGGCGUUUCGAUUAGUGGUGGUACUCUUGAUGGCCAAGGUGCUAGAUUGUGGACCUGCAAAAGGACAGGGAAAAGUUGCCCUAUGGGCGGCACUACACUAAAGUUUAUGAACUCAAAUAAUAGUGGGAUAUAUGGGUUAUCGUUGAUAAAUAGCCAGAUGUUUCAUAUAGUUAUCUAUAAAUGCGACAAUGUGAAUUUGCAAAGAGUUACGAUUUCAGCUCCAUGGGACAGCCCUAACACCGAUGGAAUUCAUGUGGGAUUUUCAAGCAAUGUCACUAUCACGAACUCUUACAUUGGCACUGGUGACGAUUGUGUGUCAAUUGGCCCCGGUACUAACAAUUUAUGGGUUGAGGGUGUUGCUUGUGGCCCAGGCCAUGGGAUUAGUAUUGGCAGUCUUGGCAAGGAAGAAGAUGAGAGUGGUGUGCGAAAUGUGACAGUUAAAAAUGUGAAUUUUACAGGUACUGAUAAUGGAGUGAGGAUCAAAACUUGGGCGAAACCUAGCAGUGGUUUCGUUAGUGACAUUCUUUUUCAAAAUGCCACCAUGAACAAUGUCAAGAAUCCUGUUAUUAUUGAUCAAAAUUACUGUGACCAUAAGGAAAAAUGCCCAGAUCAGGUUUCAGGAAUCAAAAUAAGUAAUGUGACAUACCAAGAUAUAAUUGGAACAUCUGCAACUGAAGUGGGUGUGAAGUUUAAUUGCAGCUGGCAGAAUCCAUGUUCUGGGAUAACGUUGGAAGAUUUGAAUCUGACUUAUAAGAAUCAACCAGCUAAAGCAUUAUGUAGCCAUGUUGAUGGCUGUACUCGUGGUUUCGUUCUGCCCGAUAGUUGUUUUGGCAAUUAAAAUAUGUUAUAGAGAAUAGACAGGCAAAAAUGUUAAAGAAUUUUUUGAUACGUGUUGUCUUUUUGUACUGCAAUUUGCUAU
Messenger RNA from Mangifera indica (mango), 1269 nucleotides. Its product is annotated as polygalacturonase-like. Lineage: Eukaryota; Viridiplantae; Streptophyta; Magnoliopsida; Sapindales; Anacardiaceae. The transcript is spliced from 4 exons. Gene Ontology annotation, biological process: carbohydrate metabolic process. The record is from RefSeq and is a predicted model, not a curated record. Gene Ontology annotation, molecular function: polygalacturonase activity. The coding region runs from base 1 to 1188 and encodes 395 amino acids.